This is a messenger RNA of Cadophora gregata, 1692 nucleotides long. RefSeq names its product Acetamidase. The record is from RefSeq and is a predicted model, not a curated record. Lineage: Eukaryota; Fungi; Ascomycota; Leotiomycetes; Helotiales; Ploettnerulaceae. The transcript has 8 exons. The coding region runs from base 1 to 1692 and encodes 563 amino acids.
AUGGUCGAUUGGAAAGCUCUAGGCGCAGCAAAGCGCGAUUCAGUCAACGCACUCAUCCCCAAAGCCUGGCAAUUGCCAUCACCUAUUCCCUCCGCCACGGAACAACGAGAUGUAACGGGAAAGUACAUUGAGCAAUAUCUAUCUCCCCAGGAAAUAGAAAUCACGCAAACGGAUGCUGUUGGUAUUGUGAAGAAUACUUCCUCUGGGACAUGGAAAGCUCGAGAAGUUGCUGAGGCGUUCUGUCAUCGAGCUGCGCUUGCCCAUCAAUUAGUCAAUUGUCUGCAUGAGAUAUUUUUUGAUGCUGCGAUUGCUGAUGCCCAGAAAUUGGAUGACUACUAUGUUGAGCAUAAGAAGCCACUUGGUCCACUUCAUGGACUGCCAGUUAGUUUGAAAGAUCAAUUCCAUGUGAAAGAUGUUGAAACAACAAUGGGCUACAUUGGUUGGAUCGACACAUUUGAAGGCAAAAAGGGAACCGGAAAAGAAAAAGUCUUCGAAAGCGAAAUGGUCAGAGAACUUCGCAACCUAGGCGCCAUUCUCUACUGCAAGACCUCCGUUCCCCACACCUUAAUGGCCGGCGAGACAGUAAACAACAUCAUCGGUUACACCUUCAACCCCAAGAACCGAAACCUAGCCUCUGGUGGAAGCUCCGGGGGUGAAGGCGCCCUCAUUGGCCUAAAGGGAAGUCCUGUUGGAUUCGGCACAGACAUUGGAGGCAGCAUUCGCAUUCCCGCUGCAUUCAACGGUCUUUAUGGUAUCCGCCCAUCCAGCGGAAGGAUGCCAUACGAAGGAAUGGCUAACAGCAUGGAUGGCCAGAACUCGAUUCUUUCUGUUGUUGGACCACUAGGAACAUCUGUUAGUGCCUUGAGAUUGGUCUUGAAAGCGAUUCUCAGCCAACAGCCCUGGCUUCAUGAUCCUCUCGUGGCCGAAAUUCCCUGGCGUGAUGAGCAAGAACGGGCUGUGCUUGAUAUCAUUAAGUCGAGCGAUGGGAGACAGCUGUCUUUUGGUGUCUUCCGUCACGAUGGGACGGUUCAGCCUCAACCACCUGUUCGGAGGGCGAUUGACAUUGUGGUCAAGACGGUUGAGAAGCUGGGCCAUAAAGUCAUUGAGUGGAAACCGCCUUCUCACGUUGAAGCUGCUGAGAUCACUUUCAAAUCAUGGGUCUACGACGGCGGUGCAGAUAUUCACAGCGCAUUUGACCUCUCGGGAGAGCCUAUGGCCAGCCAAGUCUCAGCCGUUUACGGUACCCGCAAAGAUGAGUACUCUGCUUCUAAAAUAGCUGCUGUCAAUGUCCAGAAACGACAAUAUCAGAAGAGAUACAUGGACUACUGGAACUCCACUGCAUCACUUACCGGCACGGGACAUCCAGUCGACGCAGUGAUCAGCCCUCUUGCUCCAUUUGCUGCUGCGAGACCCGAUAUGUACAAAUACUACGGAUAUUCCGUCUGGAUCAAUCUCCUCGAUUACUCGGCGGCAGUGUUACCGGUUACUCAGGCGGAUAAGAAUGUCGAUGUUGUAGAUGAGGGCUACAAGCCAUUGAGCGAGGCGGAUGAGAAAGUUUGGGAGUCUUAUGAUCCUGAGUUGUAUGAUGGCACGCAUGUGUCAGUACAGAUUGUAGGACGGAGAUUGCAGGAAGAGAAAGUCCUGGUUUUGACAGAGUACCUGGGAGAUGCACUUGGGAAGCACAUUGUUUGA